AUGGAGAAAGAAUCGACGUCAAGUACUAUUCAGCCUAGAAGUGUCAAAUUCGCGAUCGAUCGCGGCGGAACAUUCACAGAUGUUUGGGCAUCGAUACCGGGCCAGAGCGAUAUGGUUCUGAAACUGCUGUCAGUCGACCCGGGCAACUAUGGCGACGCACCGGCAGAGGGCAUUCGACGUGUCUUGGAAAUGGUGUCUGGCACAGCCAUCCCUCGGCGGUCUCCUAUUCCCAAGGACCUGGUUCGUUCUAUUCGAAUGGGCACUACUGUGGCUACUAAUGCUCUACUUGAGCGGAAAGGAACUCGACAUGCAUUUGUCGUCAAUCAAGGUUUUCGCGAUCUCCUCGAUAUCGGCUAUCAGUCCAGGCCGAAACUCUUUGACCUCGGGAUCCGCAAGCCAGAACUUCUAUACGAUGAAGUUGUCGAGAUUUCGGAACGCCUGACUGUAGAGGCAUACGAUGAGGAUGCCUUCAAGAGCAGUCGCACUCAGCCCAAAGAGUCCCCCGGCCUUUUUGUCAGGGGUAUGACCGGAGACUUGCUCCGCGUAGUCCGACCCCUCGACGAAGACGAAGUUCGUCAGAAACUAAUGAACAUCAAGUCUAAGGGCAUCGAGACAUUAGCAAUCUGUCUUGCGCAUUCCUACAUGUACCCAGAUCAUGAAAACAGAGUUGCCGAGAUUGCAAGUGAGCUUGGCUUCAGCCAUAUCUCAACAUCUUCGAGCGUCGGUGCAAACAUGAUCAAGAUGAUCUCUCGCGGCAGCUCAGCUUCGGCGGAUGCAUACCUGACGCCUGAAAUCGUACGCUAUGUUGAGGGGUUUGCGAAGCAGUUUCAAGAUGGUAAUCUCGAUAACAUUUCGUGCGAAUUCAUGCAGAGUGACGGUGGCCUCGUCAGCCACAAAGCGUUCAGUGGACUUCGCGGUAUCCUGAGUGGCCCCGCCGGUGGUGUUGUCGGCCAUGCUAGAACAUCAUAUGACGGAAAGUCCCCAAUUGUGGGCUUCGACAUGGGUGGAACAUCAACAGAUGUCAGUCGGUAUGGCGGCUCUUUGGAACAUGUCUUUGAGUCUACUACGGCUGGCGUUUCCAUCCAAAGUCCACAAUUAGACAUCAACACUGUAGCCGCCGGUGGUGGAAGCAUGCUCUUCUGGCGAGAUGGUCUUUUCAAGGUUGGGCCAGAGAGUGCGGGCGCUCACCCCGGCCCUGCUUCAUACAGGAAGGGGGGUCUUUUGACAGUGACUGAUGCGAACCUAUUUCUCGGUCGGCUCAUUCCUAGUUACUUCCCCGCUAUCUUCGGCCCGGAUGAGAACCUCCCUCUUGAUUCGGAUAUCGUGGCAAUGAAACUUGAGGAGCUCACGAAGACGAUCAACGCUGACACGGGACGCUCCAUGACACCGCACGAAGUCGCGAUAGGCUUCAUUGAGGUUGCAAACGAGUCCAUGUGUCGCCCGAUCCGUGCCCUGACUGAAGCUCGCGGGUUCGUGACAGCCGACCACAACCUGGCCACUUUUGGUGGCGCUGGAGGUCAACAUGCUUGUGAAAUCGCCGAGAAGCUAGGUAUCGGACGCAUAGUGAUCCAUAAGUACUCAAGCAUCCUGUCGGCGUAUGGUAUGGCACUUGCUGAGGUCGUGCAAGAGGCUCAAGAGCCCAGCUCUGAGAUGCUGUCUGUUGACUCUUUGCCAAGGUUGAACGACAGAUUGUCUUUCCUCAAAGAGAAGGCUACCAGUGGUCUUUUGGCACAGAACAUCAUUCAAUCAGCAAUCGAACACGAAUACUAUCUCAACUUGAGAUACAAUGGUACGGACACUAACUUCAUGAUUUCGAAGCCAGAUGACGGAGACUGGUUGGCGGCACUUGAGCGAGAACACCUACGGGAACUUUCUUUCACAUUUCCCAGAACAAAAAAAGUCCACGUUGACGAUAUCCGCGUCCGUGGAGUCGGAAAGACGGAGGAGUCCAGCAGUGACAAUGCCCGUUUGGUUGAAGAGCUCAAGUCGCUCUCUUUCAAGAGUGCCCUGAAGACCGAGGAUGGUGUUACUAACGCCUUCUUCACUGCGGGAGGACUUCAAUCCACCAAGAUCAUUCAGCUUAGCAGUCUGCAGCCAGGUGCUGUGAUCAUGGGGCCAGCGAUUGUUAUCGAUAAUACUCAGACCAUUGUUGUUGUGCCAGGGGCUGAAGCCAAGAUCCUUACUUCGCACGUGGUGAUUGAUCUCGUCGGAAAGGCUGGCAAGAGCGAUGCAUUGCAGACCACCGAGCUGGUUGUUGACCCUGUGAAAUUGAGUAUUUUUGGACAUCGCUUCAUGAGUAUUGCGGAGCAGAUGGGCCGCACGCUGCAGAAGACCAGUAUCUCGCUCAACAUCAAAGAGCGACUAGACUUCUCUUGUGCGAUCUUCAGUCCAGUCGGUGACUUGGUCGCGAAUGCACCGCAUGUACCGGUACAUCUGGGCAGCAUGAGCUACGCGGUUAAGUAUCAGCAUGAGCUGCAUCGCGGCAGUCUUCGUCCCGGUGAUGUCCUGGUUUCAAAUCAUCCUGAAGCUGGAGGAACCCACCUUCCAGAUAUCACCGUGAUCACACCAGUAUUCGACGAGGAUGGCAAAACGAUCUGUUUUUACACCGCAUCCAGAGGUCAUCACCUUGACAUUGGUGGAUCAAAAGGAAACUCAAUGCCUCCCGACUCUACAGAGCUUUGGCAAGAGGGUGCAGCCAUCAAGUCUUUCUUCUUGAUUCGUGACGGAAAGUUUGACGAAGAAGGCAUUGUCAAGAUCCUCCUCGACCCCGGACUCUUCCCUGGCUGCAGCGGCUCUCGACGACUGCCGGACAACCUUUCUGACCUCAAAGCCCAAGUAGCAGCAAACACAAAGGGUAGCGUUCUCAUUAAGGCGCUCAUGGACGAGUUCGGAAGGUCCGUUGUGCACUUCUACAUGGCAAAAAUCCAAGAAAACGCCGAAGUCUCCGUCAGAAGAUACCUAUCAUCGGCAUACAAGCGCUUCGGCUCAAAGCCACUGAAGGCUGUGGACUACCUCGACAAUGGAUCCCGGAUGCAAGUCUCCAUCACUAUUGAUGAAGCCGGCUUUGGCACCUUCGACUUCACCGGCACCUCUUGCGAGAUGCUCUCUAACAUGAAUGCGCCGCCUGCAAUCACCUACUCCGCCCUGAUCUACACUCUUCGUUUGCUGAUAGGGUCAGACAUACCGUUGAAUCAAGGUUGUCUCGCACCAACCAAAGUGAUUCUCCCGAAGAACACGUUUCUGAACCCGGGACCUCAGUCCGCCGUCUGCUGCGGCAAUACCCUCACUUCGCAACGGCUAGUUGAUCUGCUUCUCAAAGCCUUCAGAGCCGCAGCCGGAUCUCAAGGCUGCAUGAAUUGUUUUGGGUUCUUUGGAAACUCCGUUGAUCCUGGGGCUUCUUCGGGAGAAUCCAAAGAUGUCAGCUCCGGAGGCUUUGGUUUCGGCUACGGCGAAACCAUUUGUGGCGGUGAAGGCGCUGGUCCGACUUGGCACGGCGCCUCUGGCGUUCAGAUCCAUAUGACCAACACCCGGACGACGGACAUUGAGAUCAUUGAGAAGCGUUACCCGUUCCAAGGAGGCUGCGGGAUUGUGCGCGACUUUGAGUGCCGGGCUCCUCUCACGUACGGCAUCAUCUCGGAGCGUCGCGUGCACCAGCCGUACGGAAUGAUGGGCGGAGAGAACGGGGAGUCCGGUGCUAAUUACUGGGUGCAAAAGACUGAUGAUGGCGAUGAAAGGUGGAUCAGCAUCGGGCCCAGAGGUCAAGUCGACAUGAACACUGGCAAUCGAUGUGUGAUUCAUACUCCGGGAGGAGGAGGCUGGGGUAUUUCGGAUGAGCUGAGUCUCCAGGAUGAUGAGCGUAAUGGGAUGGAUAGCCUUUGGACAGGUCAGAUUGUGUAUCCUAGGGCCACAGGCAGUCUUCAUGCUUUUACUGCAGCACAAGAGGCUUCGUCUUAG
Molecule: messenger RNA, 3954 nt
Organism: Colletotrichum scovillei
Lineage: Eukaryota; Fungi; Ascomycota; Sordariomycetes; Glomerellales; Glomerellaceae
Product: hydantoinase B/oxoprolinase
Exons: 10
Coding region: 1-3954 (1317 amino acids)
Biological process (GO): glutathione metabolic process
Cellular component (GO): cytosol
Molecular function (GO): 5-oxoprolinase (ATP-hydrolyzing) activity
Source: RefSeq, a predicted model, not a curated record